UACGCUGUAGUUCUCCAUAAAAAUCGUAGGAGCCUUUUGACUCGCCCUCUUUAGCUCAGUCAUGGUGGCUCACCUAGUCAACACUGUCCGAAAUGUAGUUGGAGUCACUGGGAACGUUAUCGCACUCUUCCUGUUCUUGUCUCCACUGCCAACUUUUAUUCGAAUUUGGAAGAAAGGGUCAGUGGAGCAGUUUUCACCAGUCCCAUACCUAGCAACCUUAAUAAAUUGCAUGGUUUGGGUGAUCUACGGGCUGCCAAUGGUGCACCCCAACAGUACCCUCGUGGUGACCAUCAAUGGCGCCGGUACCGCCAUUGAGGUCGUUUUCUUAACCCUCUUCAUUGUCUUCUGUCAUGACAAGAAGAAGCGACUCACGGUGGUGCUAAUCGUCGUGGUUGAGAUCAUUUUAAUGGCCGCUCUCGCCGCUCUCGUUCUCACCAUAGCUCACACCACUCAACGACGUUCCGUGGUCGUCGGAAUUAUAGCCAUCUCCUUCAAUAUCAUGAUGUAUGCUGCUCCUUUAUCCGUCAUGAAAUUGGUGAUUACGACCAAAAGUGUGGAGUAUAUGCCAUUUUCCCUCUCAUUGGCUUCAUUCCUCAACGGUAUUGCUUGGACUACUUACGCUUUCCUCCCUUUCGACCCUUUUAUUGCCGUCCCAAAUGGAGUGGGAACAAUGUUUAGUUUAGCCCAGCUGUUGUUAUACGGUACAUAUUACAAGUCCACAAAGAGAAUAAUAGCAGCAAGGAAAGAGGCGAAGAUAGAGAUGCAUCUCUCGUCGUCGUCAUCGGUGACGGUUGCCAACAGCGGGGUUGGUCCCAAGAAGGGCGUCGGAGCAGCACCUUAAGAGACCCAAACCGUCCAUUUCCAAUAUAAUUAUGUGUCCAACUCCCUAUCUGUGUUAUUUAUUGAGACAAAAAUCAGUGGGAGUAUGUUUUAGUUGUCAACAUUGCUUUCGACUUCUUCUCAAUCCAUGUUUGGUUCC
This is a messenger RNA of Hibiscus syriacus, 979 nucleotides long. Its product is annotated as bidirectional sugar transporter SWEET7-like. Lineage: Eukaryota; Viridiplantae; Streptophyta; Magnoliopsida; Malvales; Malvaceae. The transcript has 5 exons. Gene Ontology annotation, biological process: carbohydrate transport. The coding region runs from base 62 to 841 and encodes 259 amino acids. Gene Ontology annotation, molecular function: sugar transmembrane transporter activity. The record is from RefSeq and is a predicted model, not a curated record. Gene Ontology annotation, cellular component: membrane.